Molecule: messenger RNA, 1976 nt
Organism: Monopterus albus (swamp eel)
Lineage: Eukaryota; Metazoa; Chordata; Actinopteri; Synbranchiformes; Synbranchidae
Gene: tmed10
Product: transmembrane p24 trafficking protein 10
Exons: 5
Coding region: 94-714 (206 amino acids)
Source: RefSeq, a predicted model, not a curated record
AGUGUUAGGUCAGACCGGUUGUGAGAGCUGGACCUUAGUGUUAAGCUGGUGGGCUAGCACCUGACACGGGCUGGUUUGGAACGUACGGUAGACAUGGGUCGUGUCGCUGCGUUGUUGCUGUUACCGGUUCUUAUCGAAUCGGUAUUUUCCAUUUCCUUCUUUUUACCGGUCAACUCUAGAAAAUGUUUACGGGAGGAGAUUCACAAAGACGUCCUCGUCACGGGGGAGUAUGAAAUAAGCGAACAGCCGAACACUAAAACUAAUCUGAAGAUCACAGAUUCCUCUGGCCACACUCUUUACUCCAAGGAAGAUGCAACAAAAGGAAAGUUUGCAUUCACCACAGAGGACUAUGACAUGUUUGAGGUGUGCUUUGAGAGCAAGUCACCCAUGGGAACUGGAAGAGUGCCUGACCAGCUGGUCAAUCUGGACAUGAAGCAUGGCGUGGAGGCCAAAAACUAUGAGGAGAUUGCCAAGGUGGAGAAGCUGAAGCCUCUUGAGGUUGAGCUGAGGCGACUGGAGGACCUGUCUGAAUCCAUUGUCAAUGACUUUGCUUACAUGAAGAAGAGAGAGGAGGAGAUGCGGGACACCAAUGAGUCCACCAACACGCGUGUGCUGUACUUCAGCAUAUUCUCCAUGUGCUGUCUCAUUGGGCUGGCUACAUGGCAGGUCUUCUACUUGCGGCGCUUCUUCAAGGCAAAGAAGCUGAUCGAGUAGAGUAGCCCCUAGCUCCUUACCUCAGGGGAAGGUGCCCGCCGGUCAGCCAACACAUCCCAGCAUCCACCCUCGUUGGACUAACUUCAGCAAGCAACAGCAAGUGGGGUUGAGGAGCUAGUUUUCACGACUGUGAGAGAGAGAGAGAGAGAGCGAGAGAGUACCAAGGUUGUCCUCUGAAAAAAAAAAAAUGAUUCACCUGCUUAUUUAGUGGUUGAAAACAUGAAAAGCGCUGUAGGGAGAAGUCCACUGUGAGACAUGGGAGGCGUAUGCCACUGCAUGGGUGAGAUACGUCCAUCUCCAUGGUACUUCCUGUUUCUUUCUGCACUGUUUUGAAUGUUGCAGCUCACUAAAUAAGAACUUGUUCUUUAAACCAGUUGAACAGUGAUCCUUGGCCUUGAGCUCACUUUGAAUGGUUGUGCCAUGAGCGAAUGUCUUCUGCCCUUCUGUUGAUGUACACAUUCUAUGCCAUGCCAAGCAAACUAUAGGUCCUUGGUGCCCUUUUAUCAAAUGAAGGCUGAAAAAGUGGUUUGUUGUUACUUUGAGAAAAUUGGCAACCACUGAACUUUGUUUUGUCACUUAAUUUGCAUACAUAUUUGGUAGCUAAAUUUAAGUGUCUUUAGUUUUUCAUGUUGUAAAUGCUACUUAGUUGCUUCCACAGGUAUAUUUUUGGGGGGUGGGUUGCUGGGUUGCCUGUAAUUAUAUAUUAGGUAACUUCUAUUAGCUCUUGUGUGUUUUAGUUUUGUUUUUGGAACAUCUGAACAUUCAUUUGAAGUAGCCAGAAACCAAAAACCUUGUCAUAAGGAAGGAAUUUGCAGUGUCUGGUGUUUUUGGCUGAGCAAAUUAACCCCCUGAUUUCAUGAUACAGUAUACUUGGGCAAGUUUCAGUAGAGUACAGUGAAGGGAGGUUUUGAUGGAAAGUGUAGGCUGUUCAAACCAUUUUUGAAAUGUACUAUUAGUCACAUGCCUCAUUUCUUUAAAAACUGGGGAGUUUAUUUUUUUCUUUUUCGGAAACCACUUCUCGGUCAUAAUACUUACAGGUUCAUCCAGUGUUUUCUUUAGAAAUACUUAGGAUUCUUGGGUUACAUGAUGGUUAGGGUGGUUGCAAGUAUUCUGUCUGGGAUUCACUGAGGCAUCGCUCAUGGGUACAUUUUUAACGGUGAACAUGCGCACUGUGCGCAAUCAGUGAUUUUUAUGUUGAGUGAUAAAUUUUGUAAAUUUGUGUUGGGCUUUUAUUCAAUAAAAUAUUGGAUGGAUUUACAUUA